Messenger RNA from Racocetra persica, 239 nucleotides. The record is from the annotation of a GenBank genome assembly. NCBI's taxonomy places the organism in Eukaryota, Fungi, Glomeromycota, Glomeromycetes, Diversisporales, Gigasporaceae.
AGUCUGAAAGUGAUGAUGAGGAAACUAUAAUAGAUUAUUUUGCUUCUGAUAUUGAAAAUGGAAAUGAAAAAGAAUUCGAACAUAUUAAUAAUCUUGACAAUAGCUUUGAUCUUGAUCAGGAUCAGUUUAAAAACUUUCUUAAGUCACUCUAUUUAGCCAAAAAGUUAAUGGGUUUAGGUCUACACAUAAAUAAUUAUGCAACUUGUUCAGCAUGUAAUAAGUUGUAUGAAUCUAGUAAG